AUGACCGAGUUCAUUCGCAAGUUGUGUGGAAGGUUUUUGAAAGUCGAAGCGCCGCAGAGCCGAGCGGUGGAUGAGAUCCACUACAAGGAUCCAUCCAACCAACUGCCAGGACAGAAGCAGAAUAUUGGGUUUACAACCCGAGCAACGCUCAGCAGGCUCCUUGAUGCAGGAGAUAUCACGCCACAGCAAGUGGAGAGGUUCCAUCAGGCAGCGCUGGCAUUUCUGAUAGGGGCAGUUGAGUAUGCUAUUGUGAAACUACCCCUGAGAGAGACCCUGCUGAAACAUGCCAGGUUUGUUGACGUCCAGCAGAGGACUGAGUGUGAAGUGAAUGAUGCUGCAUACUUUGUGGAACGGUUUCCUGAACUGCUUCCAUACCAUGGACCCCAAGAGCAUGAUCAGCUGAGUGAGGAGUUCCUGGACUACCAGUUAAUGGACAUCCCUGUGCCCCAAGAUCCAGCCAUGUUUGACAUUGAGGCUUUCUGGGGGGAUAUGAGCUCACUGAAGAACAGGGGAAGAAAUAUUCAGCACACACCCACUGACAUGAGCAGCUUAAUAACUGCAGAAAUAUGUAGGAGUGGAAUCAGGCUUCCUUGGUUCAUUUUUUUAAAGGUGACUGGUAUGAGCAGAUUUCCGAGGCCGUCUACAAUAGCCAAACUGGUAUUAGUUCUGCCUCACUCAAAUGCAGAUGCAGAGAGGGUUUUUCCAUGGUGGGGCUUAAUAAAACCAAAACCAGGAACGCGUUGGCUCUGGAUGGAACUCUGUCAUCCAUCAUGACUGUAAAAAUGGCUGACAUUGAACCACAUUGCUUUAAAUGGGAGCCCCCAAUAUCGGUCAUCAAGGCAUCAAAAUCUGCCACAAACACUUACAACACACAUCAUCACUCAUAAACACAAACACACACAGCUGCUGUUCAUUUGUUUGUUUGUUGUUUAACGCCAUGUUUACCCAUUGGUCACUCUCAUGGUAAGAUAGGUACCUAGCUUUGUUCGGGUUAUUUAUUCAUCUUCUUUAUCUUCUGUCCUUUCUGUGUUUAUUUGUAGAUGUGUAUUAUCAGUCCUGUAUUUUUCAAAUCAUUCAUCUGAGUUUCUGUGGUGAUUUUAGUCAAGAAAACCUCGACUGAUGUUCCAGUUCAUUAUAAAACUGGUCAGUGGUGCUGAGGUUUGUGUGGGUCACUGGAGUUUCUUUAAACCGAGCGUUUCUUCAUGUCAGUAGGUUAGUGCACUAACUGAGUCAGUAUCAGGUGUAAAACUGUACAAGUCAGAUAAUGUGAUCACAGGUUGUUAAAAUACAAAAUAGAAAAUUAAAUACUUAAUAAUAUUUAAUAGUGGCUUCA
Messenger RNA from Trichomycterus rosablanca, 1333 nucleotides. RefSeq lists its product as uncharacterized. The record is from RefSeq and is a predicted model, not a curated record. The coding region runs from base 1 to 774 and encodes 257 amino acids. The transcript is spliced from 3 exons. NCBI's taxonomy places the organism in Eukaryota, Metazoa, Chordata, Actinopteri, Siluriformes, Trichomycteridae.